Messenger RNA from Hordeum vulgare subsp. vulgare (domesticated barley), 1613 nucleotides. RefSeq lists its product as uncharacterized. The transcript has a single exon. Gene Ontology annotation, molecular function: double-stranded DNA binding. The record is from RefSeq and is a predicted model, not a curated record. Bases 84 to 1241 code for a protein of 385 amino acids. Gene Ontology annotation, cellular component: chloroplast. NCBI's taxonomy places the organism in Eukaryota, Viridiplantae, Streptophyta, Magnoliopsida, Poales, Poaceae. Gene Ontology annotation, biological process: chloroplast organization; regulation of DNA-templated transcription.
CUCGUUUCCCCACCCCCUUUGGCCGCCACCGCCGCUCGUUUCCCCAUCCCCUCGCUGCGGCGGCUGCAGCCACCGCCACCGCCAUGCUCCGGCUCCGGAGCUGCGUCCUCACUCAGCUCCUCUCUUCUCCACCCCGCUCUCCCGCCACCCAGCUCCGCCGCCUCAUCUCCGCCGCAGCGCCGACCAUCUCGCCGAACCCUACCAGCUUCGCCGUAGAGGACUACCUCGUCGACACCUGCGGCCUCGCCCGGCCCCAGGCACUCGAGGCCUCCGCCAAGCUCUCCCACCUCAAGUCCCCCGCUAACCCCGACGCCGUGCUCGCCUUCCUCGCCGGCCUCGGCCUCUCCGGCGCCGACGUCGCCUCCGUCGUCGCCAAGGACCCGCCUUUCCUCUGCGCCAGCGUGGAGAGGACCCUGGCCCCCGUCGUCGCGGGGCUCACCGCCCUCGGCCUGUCGCGUCCCGACAUCGCGGGCCUCGUCUCGCUCUCCCGUGAGAGAUUCCGCCGUAUGUCCAUCGUCUCCAAGCUGCAGUACUACCUGCGCUUCUUCGGCUCCUUCGGGAGCCUCCUCCCCGCUCUCAGGCGUGGCCUAUGCCUUCUCUCGGCCAACCUCGAGACAGUGGUCAAGCCCAAUGUUGCGUUCCUGCGGGAGUGCGGGCUAGUCGACCGCGACAUUGCCAAGCUGUGCGUCGCUCAGCCAUGGCUGCUCGCCUCCAACACACAGCGCGUCCGGGCAGUGGUGGCACUUGCCGAAGGUAUCGGCGUGCCUCGUGGCUGUAGGAUGUUCAGACACGCCUUGCACGCUGUUGGACGCCUCAGCAAGGAGAAGAUCGCCGCCAAAGUGGGUUACUUGAAGGCGACGUUCAGGUGGUCAGAUGCUGAGGUCGGCGUCGUCGUGUCCAAGUUUCCGUAUGUGCUGCUAAGUUCUAACCAGAUGCUGCAGAGCAAGUCCGAGUUCCUAAUCCCUGAGGUGGGGUUGGAACCGGCAUACAUCGCUCACCGGCCGGCAUUGCUCUUGUACAGCCUGGAGGGCCGGAUGAAACCCCGGUACUACGUUCUAAAGUUUCUUAAGGAAAAUGGAUUGCUGGAUCAUGACCGAGACUACUAUAAUGCAGUCAAGCUGGCAGAGAAGGUAUUUGUGGAGAAGUUCAUAUGCCCUCAUCAGGAAGCUGCGCUGCACCUCACAAAAGACUAUGAUGCCGCUUGCAAAGGGGAAAUGCCGACUAAUUUCAGAUUCACAUGAGCCAUGAACGGGUUAUGAAAAUUCGUUUAACUGUGUGCUGGUUGUCCGUUGAUGUUUGUCUGCUAGAUAUCCUGGGCUGGUCGUUGUCCGUUGAUGUUUGUCUGCUAGAUAUCCUGGGCUGGUCGUUGUCUGUUGAUGUAUGUCUGGUAGAUAUCCUGGGCUGGUCGUUGCUAACGUGUGAUGAAACUGAUAGUUUGUUUCUUGAAUCCUGAUAUGUAGUGCCAUCAUUCAGUUGAGAAGGAACCAUGGCUUCAUUAUCAACUUCUUCGUCCGCAUUAAUGUUUUUAAACGCAUGUAUUGGAAGUUGGAACUAAGAAAUUGUGAGAUGAAGCCAUUCUGCAAUGCAAAUUAAAAUUUCAGUUUUCAAGUUAA